Messenger RNA from Soboliphyme baturini, 330 nucleotides. NCBI's taxonomy places the organism in Eukaryota, Metazoa, Nematoda, Enoplea, Dioctophymatida, Soboliphymatidae. The record is from the annotation of a GenBank genome assembly.
AUGACUGACCAUCAAAAUACCACGUACAAACAAGAAGAUUUCGGCCCAUCGUCAUUCGUCGUCGUCGUCGUCAUCGCCGCCAUCGUUUCAUGUUCAGCGCCGUCGCUGCCUCGGGCAACUGUGCGCUCCGGUGACAGCGGAACAUGUAGGCAAGGCGAAUUCGCCUUGGCCGACGACGACGACGACGAUGGCCUCAGUCGAGACGGGGACACGUCGACCGACGGACGGACGAUUGAUGGUCGCCGGCAUGCGCAUCCUCCAUCAGUCAUCCCCGGCGAACCACAAAGCGCGCCGCCGCAGCACCAUUCACUCAACUUGACUGUCAGAUGA